Molecule: messenger RNA, 1954 nt
Organism: Papilio polytes (common Mormon)
Lineage: Eukaryota; Metazoa; Arthropoda; Insecta; Lepidoptera; Papilionidae
Product: cytochrome P450 6B5-like
Exons: 3
Coding region: 16-1512 (498 amino acids)
Molecular function (GO): monooxygenase activity; iron ion binding; heme binding
Source: RefSeq, a predicted model, not a curated record
ACUGCGCGCAUUCCAAUGUUGUAUCUUUUAGUGAUCUUAGCAAGUGUAUUUACACUUGUAUAUUUUUAUUUUACAAGGACUUUCGACUAUUGGAAAAACAAAAAUGUACCUGGACCGAAACCUCUACCAUUGUUCGGCAAUAUUAAAGACAGUGUACUCAGACGUAGGCAUGCUGCCUUAGUUUUUAAAAGUAUUUACGAUGAAUAUACUAACGAGAAAGUGGUCGGAGUUUAUAGAAUGACCUCACCGUGUCUACUCCUCCGCGACUUGGACGUUAUUAAGAACGUCAUGAUUAAAGACUUCGAUCAGUUCGUCGACAGAGGAGUUUCAUUUAGUAAAGAUGGAUUAGGACUUAAUCUGUUUCAUGCUGACGGCGACACAUGGAGAGUUUUGAGGAACAGGUUUACACCAGUAUUUACUUCUGGUAAGCUGAAGAACAUGUUGUAUCUUAUGACAGAACGAGGUGAACAGUUUGUUGAUUAUGUCGAGAACCUUCGUGCAAAACAAUCAGAACAGCCUAUACAUGUCCUUGUUCAAAAGUUUACGAUGGCUACUAUCUCCGCUUGCGCCUUUGGCUUGGACUUAGAUGAAGAUAUGUACAAAACUUUAAACAGAAUAGACAAAAUGAUUUUUACCCCAAGUUAUGCCAGAGAAUUGGAUAUGAUGUACCCUGGAAUACUUGAAAAACUUAAUAGCUCAAUCUUUCCUAAUUUUGUGAAUGACUUCUUUAGUAAUCUCUCGCAAACAGUAAUUAAACAGAGAGGUGGCAUUCCAACAAACAGAAAAGACUUUAUGGAUUUAAUUUUGGAGUUGAGACAACAGAAAACAAUUGAAGGGACAAAGAAAUUGGACAAUGAAAAGCUGAGAAUAGUUGAACUGACUGAUAGCGUCAUAGCGGCUCAGGCGUUCGUAUUCUACGCGGCUGGCUAUGAGACCAGCGCCUCCACCAUGACAUACUUAUUCUACGAAUUGGCGAAACAUCCCGAGAUACAAGAUAAAGUCAUUGCAGAGAUUGACGAAGUUGUUAAUCGAUACGAUGGCGAAAUAAGCUAUGACUGCUUAAAUGAAAUGACUUAUUUGCAGCAAGUGUUUGAUGAAACAUUACGGAAAUAUCCAAUUAUAGAUCCUUUGCAACGUAACGCACAAAUGGACUAUAAAAUCCCAGAUACUAAUGUAACUAUUAAGAAAGGACAAACUAUACUUGUAAAUCCUUUGGGUAUUCAUCGUGAUCCUCAAUACUACCCCAAUCCAGAGAAGUUUGAUCCUGACCGGUUCAGUCCUGAAAAUGAGAAAGACAGACAUUCUUGUGCUUAUAUGCCAUUUGGAACUGGACCUAGAAACUGUAUCGGUAUGCGGUUCGCCAAAGUACAAUCCCGAGUGUGUGUAGCCAAGUUCCUGUCCAAGUACCGCGUGGAGCCUUCGAGAAACACACCGGCCGUGUUGGACUUCGAUCCUAUGCGACUAGUUCUCUUCCCCAAGGGAGGAAUCCCUUUGAAUGUCAUAUGUAGAUAAAUUGCCAGCACAUUUAUCUGUCACGAAACAUAAUGCAUUUGAUGUUCAUAAGUUAUUAUUUCAUAAUUGGUUAGCGAAAUCUUCUGUUAUUAUGUAAAGGUCAUAGAAUGUAAUUUUUAUAUGCGAAUUCGAAAUGUACUAUGCUACUUUCAUUUUAGAUAUUGAAAGAGAAAUCUUUUUGUUAAAAUGAAAAUAUUAUGGUAGAAUAAGUUUAAUAAUUAAAUAUUACCUCAUGACUAACAUUUAGGUUACACGUGACGGAUUCUAACAAACUCUCAACUACAAAAUAUACAGCCAUAGUUAUGGAAAAUUUCGGGUUUUAGCUAUUAUAUAAGUACUGUAAAUACAUAAAUUAGAAAUAAGUUAGCAUGUAGCGGUUACAAUUGUAAGACUGUUUUUUUAUCGAUAAAAAAAUUGUGAAAAAUUAAAACUUUGUAUUUUA